Molecule: messenger RNA, 621 nt
Organism: Suillus subalutaceus
Lineage: Eukaryota; Fungi; Basidiomycota; Agaricomycetes; Boletales; Suillaceae
Exons: 5
Coding region: 1-621 (206 amino acids)
Molecular function (GO): nucleic acid binding
Source: RefSeq, a predicted model, not a curated record
AUGGUUAACCGCAGAAUCAGCAAAGAUAUCAAAGAAUGCGCUCUUCGACUCUGGGACCAUGGGUGGGAUUUAGAGGAUAUUGCCGAAGCACUAGGGGUUUCUCGAAGGAGCUGUUAUUGCUGGCUGCUGCCCCCUUCUCCGCUUGUUGGCCGUACUCGAACAAUCACUCGGGCACUCCUGACAGCUGUCGAAGAUAUCUUCACCGAGGACCCUGAUCUUUUCCUCGACGAAGUCUGUAUGUGGCUUGCAGUCGAGCACAAUAUCAUAAUCACCUCUUCAGCAAUUGGAAAACGUGCACAGCUUACCAAUGUAUUUGUCCGAGGGGAUCGUUACUCGCUGUGUGCUGCAAUGACGAUCAAUGGCUACACUGCAGCACGUGUUGUGGAGGGUUCAUUUGACUCAGAAGAAUUUUAUGAUUUUGUUGUCGAAGAAGUGCUUCCACAUAUGAAUCCAUUUCCCGAAGAACAAUCUGUGCUUGUUUUAGACAACUGCCGCAUCCAUCACAAUGAAGCUCUUGUUGCUGCCGUUGAAAGUGCUGGUUUGAUUCUUGUUUUUUUGUUGUUUGGUCCUCUACCUUCCACCAUACUCCCCAGAUCUAACGCCGAUCGAGGAAUCAUUUAG